This is a messenger RNA of Cladocopium goreaui, 2043 nucleotides long. NCBI's taxonomy places the organism in Eukaryota, Dinophyceae, Suessiales, Symbiodiniaceae. The record is from the annotation of a GenBank genome assembly.
GGAUCCUGAUUGCAUCAUGUCAAGAAGAAGAAGGAAGUGCAAGCAACUCCUGAGGGCAAUACCUCAGGGAGCCUGGCCAAUGAGGUGAGGUCUUCCCUUUCGACAUGGACUACGGCUGGUACGGUCUGGGUGGAGUUUUUGCUGUGCUUCUAGUUGCUGGUGCCACUUUCGGAUUCAUCGUGAUCUUUGAUCUAUGGACGUGGCGAGCAUGGAAGCAGCUUUAUGCGUCAGAGGUCCUUGUUUGGAUUGUCUUCAUAUUCCUCUCGCUGAUCCUAGCCAAAGUGCUAGCAACAGUGGUUCACUUGCUUGUGACGUGCUGGAAGAUCCGUCAGUAUCGAGCUCUCAUUCACACAGCUGUUCAUGAUCAGGAGUGCAGGGAAGGAAGUCGAGUACGCAAAGUGUUGAUCUGCCAUGCCUCUGUCGGAUCUGGACAUUCGAGAGCUGCUCAGGCUCUGGCAUCUUCCCUUCAUCGAUUGGACCCUUCUGUGGAAGUCCGAUUGGUCGAUCUCAUGGAGCCCCCAUAUGCAGAUCGGACAUUGAUCUAUUUCUACAAAGAUUGGUACUUGAGACUGGUUGGUGGCCAAACCGCCUGCGGUGAGUUGGGUGGGCACUUUGUCGGCUUCCUUUUUGACCGGGCCAACAAUGUUGGAGACUCUUUCACUGGGGGGAACGCCCUGCAGCGCCGCAUUACACAGAGCUUCCUGCUGAACUUUCUCCAGCUAGUGUGUGAGAUGAAACCUGACAUUUUGGUUCACACGCAUUUUCUUGCGCCUGAACUGGUUGCUUCCUUACGGCGAAGGCAUGGAUUGAAAGUUCCACAGGUGACCGUCGUCACGGAUAUGGAUGUCCAUGCGUGGUGGUUUCAACAGCCAACGGACCAGUAUUUUGUCCCGAGGGAGGUAGCUAAAUUCCAACUCGCAGCUGAUGGAGUCCCUGAGAGUGAUAUCACAGUCAGUGGAAUUCCGAUAAUGCCUCAAUUUCAAGACACUCUCAAGGCUCUGCAAAAUCUUUCCAAGCGCGAGAGUCGACUGCGCUUCCUGCGUGAGAUGGAUGCAUCGCUCCACGAUGCUUUUUUACCUGACUGUGACCGACCUGUGGUCGUACAGAUGUCGACUGGCAGGAGCGUGCGUCACAUCUUCAAGAGCUUGGUAAAGAUGGAAACGCCUGUGAUUCUGGUCGUGGUCUGCGGUCGUCAAGCAGAUGCCAGGCAGCAGCUGGAGGAGAUCGAGGUUCCAGAAAGGCACAAGGUUGCUCUUCUUGGAUUCACAUCGUGCAUUCACGAACUCCUUGCCAUAGCUGACGUGGUCAUAUCCAAGCCAGGCGGUCUCAUAACCUCAGAAGCACUUGCUUGCGGUCUGAUGAUGGUUGUGGUGGAUCCAUAUCCUGGACAAGAAGAGAGAAAUGCAUCCAUGCUCUUGGAAGAAGGAGCAGGUAUUUGGAUUUGGGACUAUCGUGAUGCUCCAUUCAGGUUGGACCGAAUCCUUUCUGCUCCAUCUGGAUCCAAGUUCUCCCUGGCGUGGUACAGACAAAAUGCCAGACGCAUUGCAAAGCCAGAUGCAGCCUUCAUAGUUGCCAGGUAUGUCCUCAGCGACGCUCCACGACAGCGGAUGAUGCAGGAGGUGAAUAUGGCGAGCACGGGGGACGCGAACAAUGGAGACCUAGAGACCCCUGGAGCUGAUCAACCUCCACUUCAUACUAUCCAUACUGUCCACACUCAGGGAACCGUUUGGUCGACGAUGCCUCCAAUCGGAAGCAGCCGAAGCGUCUAUUCGGAAGAGAAGGAAACUGCGCCAAGGGUAAGAAGACCAGCGCCCGUGAGGCGAUUGGGUAUGGAGGCCUUUGCGCAAAUGAAGGUGUUGGAUGCAAAUGCAGUUCCACACAACGGAGACAGCGAAGACAGCAGUGACACAGAGGAGGCCUCGAGUGAGAGUGCCUCGUACAUCCAGGUUCAUGGAAACUGAGCUCAGACCAGAGUAGUGGCUGAGCUUCAUCGCUUCAUCGGUGAUCUGCCGCGAAAGAGCUGCAGAAAUCCAUCCCGCAAAA